AUGUCACAAGCUUUUACUGAAAGUGUUAAAACCUCCUUAGGUCCCAAUGCCACUCCAAGAGCCAAGAAAUUGAUUGCCUCAUUGGUGCAACAUGUUCAUGAUUUUGCUAGAGAGAAUCAUUUAACCACUGAAGAUUGGUUAUGGGGCGUUGACUUUAUUAAUAGAAUUGGUCAAAUGUCAGAUAGUAGAAGAAAUGAAGGAAUCUUGGUAUGCGACAUUAUAGGUUUAGAAACAUUAGUUGAUGCUUUGACUAAUGAGAGUGAACAAUCAAAUCAUACCUCGUCAGCUAUUCUUGGCCCAUUUUAUUUACCCGAUUCCCCUGUUUAUCCAAAUGGUGGUUCAAUUGUCCAAAAAGCUAUUCCUACUGAUGUCAAGUGUUUUGUCAGAGGUAAAGUCACUGAUACUGAAGGAAAACCAUUAGGUGGUGCUCAACUUGAAGUUUGGCAAUGUAACAGUGCCGGAUUCUAUAGUCAACAAGCUGAUCACGAUGGACCAGAAUUUAACUUGAGAGGAACAUUUAUUACCGAUGACGAAGGAAAUUAUUCAUUUGAAUGUUUGAGACCAACCCUGUAUCCAAUCCCAUAUGACGGUCCUGCUGGAGAUUUAUUGAAGAUUAUGGACAGACAUCCAAAUAGACCUAGCCAUAUUCAUUGGCGUGUUUCACACCCAGGGUAUCAUACUUUGAUCACUCAAAUAUACGAUGCUGAAUGCCCUUAUACAAAUAAUGACUCUGUUUAUGCUGUUAAAGAUGAUAUUAUUGUUCAUUUUGAAAAAGUCGACAAUAAAGAUAAAGAUUUAGUUGGCAAGGUUGAGUAUAAGUUAGACUAUGAUAUUUCAUUGGCCACUGAAUCAAGUAUUCAGGAAGCAAGAGCUGCCGCCAAGGCAAGACAAGAUGCUGAAAUUAAAUUGUAA
Molecule: messenger RNA, 912 nt
Organism: Candida albicans SC5314
Lineage: Eukaryota; Fungi; Ascomycota; Pichiomycetes; Serinales; Debaryomycetaceae
Exons: 1
Coding region: 1-912 (303 amino acids)
Biological process (GO): catechol-containing compound metabolic process
Molecular function (GO): ferric iron binding; catechol 1,2-dioxygenase activity
Source: RefSeq, a predicted model, not a curated record